AGGACUCAGCUGGAAGCAGGGAGGUCUCUGUCUCAGUUUCAAGAGAAAAACCUGGGCUUGCCAAGCCACCAAGAAGGACAACAGGCGCUGAUCCCAAGAAAGAGAGCCAAGGAUGCUCCCCUCCUGGACUUGGCUGCUGGCCCUGACGCUCCUGUCAGGCCAGGUGGAGGCCCAGAGCUGCAAGCCAGAACUGCAAGGCAUUGCUCGCAACCUGGCCAGAGGCCACCCAACCUGUCAGUCCUCCGUCUUCCCCCACGAGAUUAUUGGAACAGCAAGCAAAGCCGUGGAUGGGAACUGCGGUGGGGACUGGUAUAAAAUGGGCACCUGCACCCACACGCAGCUGGACACGGAGCCCUGGUGGCACGUGGACUUGGGCCAGCAGUACGCCAUCUCUGCUGUGGUGGUGAAGAACCGCGGGGACUGCUGCGGUGAGAGACUCCAGGGAGCUGAGAUCCGCGUGGGAGACUCUGUGGCUGACCAUGGCAAGUCCAACCCCCUCUGUGGGACCAUCACAGACACCAGCCUUGGCUCCGUCAGCACCUUGUAUUGCAAUUGGCUCCAGGGCCGCUAUGUGAGCAUCCACAUCCCGGGGAGGGCCGAAUACUUGACCUUGUGCGAGGUGGAGGUCUAUGGCACCAAGGCAGAAGACCAGUGCUAGGGAUCCGCAGUCUCUGCGCGUGUGUGUUGGCGGGUGAGGAAAUAAAGAAUUAUUCUCUGGUAAA
Podarcis muralis (Common wall lizard) is the source of this 722-nucleotide messenger RNA. NCBI's taxonomy places the organism in Eukaryota, Metazoa, Chordata, Lepidosauria, Squamata, Lacertidae. The record is from RefSeq and is a predicted model, not a curated record.